UCGAGGGCACGAGACUCGUCUCUCAAGAGUUUCUCCCGGCAAGACUUACAGUGUGAAAUCGAGUUGAACCCCAUCGCAUUCGAAUCAGAAGCCUUAUAAUGGGGAUAGUUUUCAGUGCAUGCUCACGCGCCAUACGGUUCCCUUAUUACCUCUUUUGCGGCUCACCGCUGUCAAGAGAUGGUCUUCCUUCUGCGGACACGGAGUGGAGAGCAGAAGUGCAAGAUCCGCUUUUGACGGCGGCCGAGGAGGAGAGUACACGUAGAGAACAAGCGAGUCACUGGGGCACAUCACCAUCGUCUCCGUCUUUGCACGAAAUCCGACUCGUUAUCAAGGACGCGCGAGAAUGGACUUCUCUGGCUAGCGGAGCCGCAGGCAGUAGAGAACAAGAGAGUCACUGUGGCAUCACCUCCACCGUUAGGGAAACUACUGCUCGCCGUUUGGCCCCGUCAGUGCAGGAUCGAGGUACGUUGCCAGAAAGGCCCAGCACAUUGAGGAGGACUUCCCAAGUGUGGUGGACCGGUUGCUCGCCCUUCGCCCAUCCGUUGAUUGACCUGGACGCAGCAAAUCAGCGGCCGUACACUAAACCCGGCCUUGGGCUCGCGCAGGUCGGCGAGGUCAACAGCCCGCACAACUGUGCGACCGGUCCUUUAUCACGGUCGGCGAAGGUCGAUGUCGUUGUCCCCGUGAAGCGACCGCAUUCAUUAGCCACCGACUCCCCUCGGGUUGACAUCUUCGUUGAGACCAACUGGAACGACCUCGGGCGCCGCCCGUCUUCUCCUUACAGUGUUGUUGAGGUUAGACGCUCGAGCAUCACGCGAGGAGAAGAAGAAGAAGAAGAAGAAGAAGAAGAAGGGAAGUGCGCGGGUAGAGUCGAAUCCCAGGUGAGGACCUCCGCUCCCGCUUCGUCUGCCGAAUACGAUUCCUCCGCGGAGGAGGGAGAGGUUGAGCUUUGUCCCGCGGACAUCCGUUAUACGCAGGAUACCAUCGGCGGCNCCGCUUCGUCUGCCGAAUACGAUUCCUCCGCGGAGGAGGGAGAGGUUGAGCUUUGUCCCGCGGACAUCCGUUAUACGCAGGAUACCAUCGGCGGSACCUUCAAGGAUGGUCGGAGCAUACUUGAGUCGUACGUCGAUGUGAAGGAGGGGCGCGUUCACCCCGAGGAUUUCCCGCCAUUGAGAGUCGUGAAGAAAGAUGGCUGCUACUGGAGCUUUGAUAACCGGCGCCUUUGGGUCCAGGUCAUGGCAGGACAUGGCGCCUUCCAGAUUGUGGGAGAUGACGAUGCAAGUGAGAUGGCCGGCCUCUUCUUUCACACAACUGCUCUUGUCGGUAAGAGAAAGAUUAUUGGCUCUGUGCAUAUGAUCGAAAGGAGCAGCUCCUCUAGGAUGCUUAUAGCUUGUAUUUUGCUGCUCGUCAUUAGGCUGUUUUCUCCCUCCCUGCUCACGCUGGCUCAGCAAAAUGAGUGUGAUUGGGUGUACUUGGAAGGAAUGGGGGGCGGGCUCACUUCUUGUGCCCUUGUAUAUGUCCUCUUCUCCCUCUCUGCCUACGGUUUACCGGGCAGCUCUGUUUGACGAUAUAUAUAUAUGUAUACACACACACACACACACACACACACACACACACACUGUGACACACACACACAAUCAAAAUAAUAAUUCGCA
Messenger RNA from Chara braunii, 1655 nucleotides. The record is from the annotation of a GenBank genome assembly. NCBI's taxonomy places the organism in Eukaryota, Viridiplantae, Streptophyta, Charophyceae, Charales, Characeae.